GACGUUUCAGCAGAGUCCUGCUAAAAAGAAUUUGAGGGAAAGAUCCUGCUGCUCACCAAGGGGAUCCACGGUGGCUUCCUGACGUCCGCUUUAAGGAAGUCCCAGAGUUAGCCUUACUUUACCGAUUGACUUUUUAUACCCACAAGACUUGACUCGUGAAUGUCGGGCGGACAGGAGGCUAUGAACGUGUACUCGGUAACCCUCAGCGGCCCAGCGCCUUGGGGCUUCAGGCUGCAGGGUGGCAAGGACUUCAGCAUGCCCCUCACCGUGUCAAGGCUGACCCCGGGCGGGAAGGCAGCUCAGGCUGGUGUCGGGGUAGGAGACUGGGUGGUGUCCAUCGAUGACGCUAAUGCAGAGGACAUGACCCAUGUGGAGGCACAAAACAAGAUCAGAGCGGCAACAGACUCCCUCACCCUCACCCUCAGCAAAGCUUUCAAAGCAGGCGGAGACCAGAAGGAUUCACUUGCUCCGGCUUCAGUACCAAAGUACUCCUUUGCCCCCAGCACAACAAUUAACAAGAUGGCGAGGCCAUUUACAGCAGGUGGUGGUAGCGCCAACUCAGGACCUGCUAUUAAACCCGUGGCCUACUCACCUAAACUUAACACUCCGCUCUCACAGGGCCGUGCCAGCAUGCAGCAGCCACAGAAUGGCCUUGAGCCAACUCCCUCACCUGCCAAGGCCCAGGCAGCAGAUAAACCAGAUGGCUCCAAGACUGCAGCUGCAGCAGCAGGCAGAUCAGGUCCUUCCGUUCGACCGCCGUGGGUCACCGACCCUAAUUUCGCCGACCGUUUUCGCCCAGACAAGACCAGCACGAUCGUGACCCAGCACCAGCAGCUGGUCGAACCGACGCCUAUGCAGAACCGCAGCUCCAUCCUGCAGGCAGCGCAGCAGGCACCCGAGGACAGCGGGAGGACCCCGCUAUGUGGGGCCUGCAACAAAAUCAUAAGAGGUCGGUACCUGGUGGCGCUGGGACGUUCUUGGCACCCGGAGGAGUUUACGUGUUCACAGUGUAAGGCGGUCCUGGAUGAAGGAGGCUUCUUCGAGGAGAGAGGGUCUGUCUACUGUACCAAGUGCCACGAUAACCGAUACGCUCCAAACUGCGCCAAGUGCAAAAAGAAGAUCACGGGGGAAAUCAUGCACGCCCUGAAGAUGACCUACCACGUUCAGUGUUUCAAGUGUGCGGCCUGCAAGACUCCCAUCAGGAACCAGGCCUUUUACAUGGAGGAGGGCGAACCCUACUGUGAGAAAGACUAUGAGAAGAUGUUUGGCACCAAAUGCCACGGCUGUGACUUUAAGAUUGAUGCCGGGGAUCGGUUCCUGGAGGCCUUGGGCUACAGCUGGCACGAUACGUGCUUCGUCUGUGCUCUCUGCCAAAUCAACCUGGAGGGGAAGACGUUCUACUCCAAGAAGGAUAAGCCCCUGUGCAAAGGCCAUGCCUUUGCUCCAGUGUGAACAAGCUAGCUUCAUCUUCAGAGGAAGGAGCACUUCUCUCUCUAUCUCUCUUCACUCCAGUCCACCCUCCGGCGCACUCGUACACACUCUACAUCUCGUCUUCCCCAGCCACACACCUAGUUAAAACUUUAUUUUUUCCCAUCCUGCAGACUUUGUUUUUUAUAUUUGAGGCUUAAAGUUAAAGCGUCAUGUGUUGUUACCAUGUUGUUUGGACAAUUCAAAUGUUACUGCCUGUAAUGCCAAAUGCUGUGUUGUUUAACUGGAAGUAGUCAAGGAAUUAUUUCAUGUCAUCGCCGAGUCAUUUUUUUUUUUUUUAGAUUAGACAGUAGAAACUGAGCUGAAGUUCAUCUAGAUUUAAUCGUAGCCAUCAAUGAAAAAUCCUCCAGACUCUGCUGACGUCCACCUUGUUCAGUCUGAAGUAAGAUCAAGUCAGUAUCUUCCAAGUUGAAGGAGUCACUUAGCCACUAAUAAUCUCACAUAUUGCUGUAAUGAUUUGCCACUACUCCAGUACCAAGUGUAGAGAAUUGGUGGCCCCUAUUAGGACCCCGGCCCACUCAUCGACUCUUACUAUAGUGCCUAUUAAUGUGAUGGGGUCCAGUCAAGCAGAAAAGGGGGUGCCCUUUUUCUGCCUGAUUGGACUCCUGCACCUCUCCACAGAAGCACUCGUUGCUCUACUUAUCACUUUGGCUCCAGCAAAUCAGAGCACACACUGCAGUUAAUAACUAUAAUUCUGAGUCAUUUAUUAAACCUUAAUUGGUCUUUUUUUAGUAUUCAUAGAUGUGGGUGACAAAGAAUUUGCUAUUAUUGUUUUUACACUCAAUUUAUCAGACAUUUCAAGGUAAGAAAAAACACAAAAACAUUUGUCCCUCAUGUUACUAUGAUUAUUGUGAUUGUUCCUUUGAGUACUUUCAAGCUAUGGUUUAUUAUAUAUUUAUAUUGCUUCUGAAUGGGCCUGUAAGUGUUGUUUUUACAGUUGCUGGACGUUUCAAAUAAAAUUAAUCUGUAAUGCCACGUUCUGGGGCAGA
Molecule: messenger RNA, 2477 nt
Organism: Larimichthys crocea (large yellow croaker)
Lineage: Eukaryota; Metazoa; Chordata; Actinopteri; Sciaenidae
Gene: pdlim7
Product: PDZ and LIM domain 7
Exons: 11
Coding region: 160-1452 (430 amino acids)
Biological process (GO): actin cytoskeleton organization; muscle structure development; heart development
Cellular component (GO): filamentous actin; stress fiber; adherens junction
Molecular function (GO): muscle alpha-actinin binding; actin binding
Source: RefSeq, a predicted model, not a curated record